Molecule: messenger RNA, 1062 nt
Organism: Suillus bovinus
Lineage: Eukaryota; Fungi; Basidiomycota; Agaricomycetes; Boletales; Suillaceae
Product: WD40-repeat-containing domain protein
Exons: 1
Coding region: 1-1062 (353 amino acids)
Molecular function (GO): protein binding
Source: RefSeq, a predicted model, not a curated record
AUGGCAUCCCGUAAUCCUGAUACAGCCUUUCACGCACCUGCCCCGCCCACUAGAAAGGAAAAACCUCGGGCUCACUUGACGCUCGAGGGUCAUGAAGAUUGGGUACAUGGCGUGGCUGUCAUCCCUGGAACUCAUCUCCUCGUCACCGCCUCGUCUGAUAAAACUCUUCGACUGUGGGAUCUAGUCAAGGGGCAACAAGUUGGAAAGCCCCUGUUGGGUCACGAUAUCGGAGUCUGGACGGUUGCAGCAUCUCCUAAUGGGCGCUGGAUUGUGAGCGGAGCGACGGACGGAAGCAUCCUGGUCUGGGAGGUGGCGACGCAGAAAAGCGUGUCCGUAUCGUUCAAGGGACAUAAGCAAUGCGUUUCGAGCGUCGCCUUUGCGCCAGACAACAAAACAUUCGCAAGUGCAUCGGAUGACAAAACGGUGUGCGUUUGGCUGAGGGAGACAGGGAAGAUUAUUCUUGGACCACUCCAAGUGGGCAGUAAUGCGUGGUCUGUUUCAUACUCCUUCGACGGGAGCAGGCUAGCAGCAGGAACUGGGCAGCAUAUCAUGAUUUGGAAUACAUCCAAUGGGAAAGAGCUCCUCAAGAUAGAACAACAGGCAGUUGGUGUCGCAUUUACUCCAGAUGGUCUCCGUCUGAUCAGUGGAUGCAUUCACGACAUCCGAAUAUCAGAUGCCAUAACCGGAGACGUCAUCAAACAGUUUGAAGCACACACUGAACUCUUUCAAUCGUUGGCCAUUGCGCCCGAUGGCACCAAAGUCGCCAGCACAUCAAUCGACAGCACGACACGCUUCUUUGACCUGACUACGUUUGAACCCAUUGGCGAGCCAUUGGAGCAUCCUGAUGCCGUGUAUUGCGUGGCUUUUUCCGAUGAUAGUCAGCUUGUCGCGACUGGUUGUGAAGACACGCAUCUCCGCUUGUGGACAGUGCCUCAAUGCGAUUCAGACAAGGAGUCUAAACAGGUGAGAAAAUCAUUCACUAGUUAUGCAUUGUUAAUGCUAACCUGCAGUACAGCCCCAAAAGGUUACUUAAUCUCCCACAUGUAUAUUCGUACAUACUGA